AUGUCUGCUGCUUCUAGUAUGGACGUAGGGCCUGAGCUGCUGGCUCGUCUGCCCGCUCUGACAAGUCCUCUAGGCAUUGCUUCUGUCGCUGCUAUUUUACUCAUUGCUCUCUUUAUUACCGAGAAAAUCCUCAGCGUGCCUUAUCCCCCGGGUGUUCCCCUAAUAAGAGAACCUGAAGGCUCUCGUCGCUUCAGUCUACGUACGCGAUGGCAGUACCUCACCAAUUGCCAACCCAUGUUCUAUGAAGCAUACCAUCAAUAUCUCAAACAAGGAAAAGCAGUCGUUCUCCCUGGUUUUGGCGUUAGAAUAGAAGUUUUACUUCCCCAGAACCAGAUGAAAUGGACUAUGAGCCAGCCCGACCAUGUUCUUGACCAAGGAAAAGCUUUUGCUGAGAUUGACCAAGUCUCUUGGUCUCUCGGACACGAUAAAUAUGUCGUCGAUGCCUGGCAGGGACUAAUUGUAAAGUACGAGAUGAACCGCGCAAUCGAGGUUGUCGCCAACAGCAUGAAGGAUGAGCUGCGCGAGGUGUUUGAUGAACAAUUCGGCACAGACACGGAGAAUUGGAAGAAGAUCGAUCUCACCCCAACGGUCAAGAUGAUCAUUGCGCAAGCUGCUAGUCGCUUUACCGUCGGAGUGCCCCUCUGCCGAAACAAGGAGUAUCUCCAGAAUGCUCUCGACACAAAUGAACUCUUCAUCCUAAAUGCAGGUCUAACAGGAGGUCUGCCGCGCAUCAUCCAACCCUUCACAGGUACCCUCUUUGGCUGGCUGGUCGGCAGUAAGGUGUCGCAGCUCAAGAAGUGGAUUGUUCCUCUGCUGAAGCAACGCGUCGACAUGGCCAAGAACCACCCGGAAGAGCCGGAACCACAAGACUUGCUACAAAUGAUGAUCAAAUAUGCCCUUCGCGAAAGACAAGACGAGGUCGAGAACUGGGACAGCAUGGCACGACGUAUCGUAGCCCAAAACUUUGGCGCUAUUCACAACACACAGCUCCAGGUCAUCAAUCUCCUCCUCAAUGUCAUUGGCUCUGAUGCCGAGUUCAACACCAUUUCUGUCCUGCGAGAUGAGAUGGACCGCCUUCUCGGUUCUGACGAUACGGGCAAUUGGACAAAGAGUGCCAUUCAAUCCAUGACUCGCGCCGACAGCGUUUCAAGGGAGUCAAUCCGUCUUGGCUCUUUCGGUGGACGCGCAGUCUUCCGCAAAGUAAUGACCGACGACUUUAAAACACAGGACGGCCACCCUCUUCCCAAAGGAACUCUGCUCUCUUUCAUUAGCUUCCCCGCACAAACCGACGACGAACUCUACGAGGACGGCCUCAAGUACGAUCCCUUCCGCUUCUCCCGCGCGCGCGAAGAGGCUGCUAGUCGCGGCGACAAAGCGCCCCCUGUUACUUUUGUCACCACGUCCCCAGAAUUCCUGACCUUUGGACAUGGAAAGCAUGCGUGUCCCGGACGCUUCCUAAUUGACUUUGAGAUGAAGAUGAUCCUGGCCUAUAUUGUAAAGAACUACGACAUUAAGUUUCCAGACGAGUAUGAAGGCAAGAGGCCUUCCAAUUAUUGGAUUGCCGAGGCGAAUAACCCGCCAAGCGGUGUUCAUAUUAUGGUUAAGAGACGAGCACAGAAGUAG
Fusarium venenatum is the source of this 1623-nucleotide messenger RNA. RefSeq names its product cytochrome P450. The record is from RefSeq and is a predicted model, not a curated record. Lineage: Eukaryota; Fungi; Ascomycota; Sordariomycetes; Hypocreales; Nectriaceae. Gene Ontology annotation, molecular function: monooxygenase activity; oxidoreductase activity, acting on paired donors, with incorporation or reduction of molecular oxygen; iron ion binding.